CGGCUUUGAGAUUUUAAAAGGACAACGACAAUUAGGAAAAGAUCGCAAAGAAGCUAUUUGUGGUAUACCUGAGCCGAGAAAUAUUCAUGAACUCAGAGCAUUUUUGGGAAUGACUGGGUGGUGUCGCCUUUGGAUCAUGAACUAUGGGCUAAUAGCUAAACCGCUGUACGAGGCCCAAAAGAACUCUCCCUUUGUAUGGGGCCCACAACAACAAAAGGCUUUUGUAGAGUUGAAACGUGCCUUAAUGUCUGCACCUGCUUUGGGACUGCCGGAUCUAACCAAAGAUUUCCAGUUGUUUGUUCAUGAAAGGCAACACCUGGCACUGGGAGUGUUAACCCAGAGGAUAGGAAGCUGGAAACGACCAGUCGGAUAUUUCUCUAAACAACUGGACACAGUGAGUAAAGGGUGGCCAAACUGCCUUCGAGCAGUGGCUGCAAUAGUGAUGCUCAUACAAGAAGCUCGGAAAUUGACUUUGGGAAGAACAAUAACAGUCUAUGUUCCACACAUGGUGAUAACUGUCCUAGAACAGAAGGGGGGACACUGGCUGUCCCCCAGCCGAAUGAUGAAAUACCAGGUGGUAUUGACUGAACAAGAUGAUGUGAUUCUAAAGACAACUAACCUGGUAAAUCCUGCAGUGUUUUUAAGUUCCAUACAGGAAGAAGGACGACUGGGACAUGAUUGCUUGGCUACCAUCGAGUAUGUUUAUUCCAGUCGUGAAGGUCUGAAGGAUGUGCCAUUGGAGCGACCAGACUGGGAAUUGUAUACUGAUGGAAGCAGCUUUAUGGAACAAGGAGUCCGAUUCGCUGGAUAUGCGGUAACAACAGACACUACAGUUAUAGAAGCAGGAGCAUUGGCGAGUACCACAUCAGCCCAAAAGGCAGAACUCAUCGCUUUAAUUCGAGCCUUAGAAAUAAGCAAAGACAAGAGAGUAAAUAUCUGGACUGAUUCAAAAUAUGCCUUUGGGGUAGUGCAUGUCCAUGGAGCUUUGUGGAAAGAGAGGGGGUUAUUGUCCUCUCAAGGAUUAAACAUUAAGCAUCAAACAGAAAUUUUACGAUUAUUGCAAGCAGUUCAAAAGCCAGAUCAAGUAGCAAUCAUGCACUGUAAGAGCACUGGAGAGGACCCUUCCAGAUACUGCUAA
Messenger RNA from Falco peregrinus (peregrine falcon), 1138 nucleotides. RefSeq lists its product as uncharacterized. Bases 110 to 1138 code for a protein of 342 amino acids. The record is from RefSeq and is a predicted model, not a curated record. The transcript has 2 exons. Gene Ontology annotation, molecular function: nucleic acid binding; RNA-DNA hybrid ribonuclease activity. NCBI's taxonomy places the organism in Eukaryota, Metazoa, Chordata, Aves, Falconiformes, Falconidae.